Eucalyptus grandis is the source of this 1356-nucleotide messenger RNA. RefSeq names its product gamma-glutamyl hydrolase 2-like. Gene Ontology annotation, biological process: tetrahydrofolylpolyglutamate metabolic process. Gene Ontology annotation, molecular function: gamma-glutamyl-peptidase activity. The transcript is spliced from 10 exons. The record is from RefSeq and is a predicted model, not a curated record. Gene Ontology annotation, cellular component: vacuole. Lineage: Eukaryota; Viridiplantae; Streptophyta; Magnoliopsida; Myrtales; Myrtaceae. The coding region runs from base 85 to 1167 and encodes 360 amino acids.
UCGCGCCCAGAGCUCGCCGCUCUCGCACCUCCUCCAUGACAACACCAAAAGCCGGCUCCGUGUUCUCGCUCGGAAUUCCCCAAAAUGCCGUCGCAGUUCCUCGCUAAUCCCUCCCUCGUCCCCUCCUCCGACCUCCCCCUCAGCGACUCCAUGGCCGCCGCCGGCUCCUCCUCGUCCCCCUCGCGGUACCCCAAAAUCUGGAACUACCUCUGGAUCCCCCUCUUGAUCUCCUUCUCCAAGGAGCUAGCCCUAGCCAAUGCGGCCGACUGCCCCGCGCCCGACCCCAAGCUUAACUUCCGGCCGGUGAUCGGGAUCCUCAGCCACCCCGGGGACGGCGCCUCCGGCAGGCUCAGCAACGCGUCCGACGCCUCGUUCAUCCCCGCGUCGUACGUGAAGUUCGUCGAGUCCGCCGGCGCCAGGGUGAUUCCGUUGAUAUAUAACGAGCCGCGGGAGGUUCUCCUCGAGAAGCUCAACAUGGUUAAUGGAGUGCUCUUUACUGGUGGGUGGGCUAGCACCGGAUUGUAUUAUGAGACUGUGGAGGCAAUUUUCAAGAAAGUUUUGGCAAAGAAUGAUGCUGGUGACCACUUCCCAUUGUAUGCCGUCUGCUUGGGCUUUCAACUAUUGACAAUGAUAGUCAGCAAGGACAAAGGCAUUCUCGAGGAAUUUAAUGCUGCACAUCAAGCAUCCACUCUACAAUUUAUGAGAAACACAAACAUUGAAGGAACAGUAUUUCAAAGAUUUCCACCAGAUUUGCUUAAAAAGUUGAGUACAGAUUGCCUUGUCAUGCAAAAUCAUCAUUAUGGCAUCUCGCCAGAAAGAUUGAUGCAGAGCACUGACUUAACGAAUUUCUUUAAGGUCUUGACAACCAGCACAGAUAGAGACGACAAGGUCUAUGUCUCCACAGUCCAAGCACACAGUUACCCUGUAACUGGUUUCCAAUGGCAUCCAGAGAAAAAUGCUUUUGGAUGGGGUUUGUCUAUGAUACCACACUCAGACAAUGCUAUUCAAGUUACACAGCAUGUAGCAAACUUCUUUGUCAGCGAGGCUAGGAAGUCAGUAAACCGGGCUUCUGCUCAGAAAGUGCUUGACAAUCUCAUAUAUAAUUACAGUCCCACGUAUUGGGGGAAAGCAGGGAAGGGAUAUGACGAGGCUUAUAUCUUCACAUGAUUGCGAGGCCCCAUUUUUCACGGACGUCGAGUCUCCUAUGCUGAAGAAGGCGCCGUACUGAAUUGCUCGAAAUCAUAAAUUUUCUCUUCCAUGCAAAUGAGAUUAUGAGAUGCAUGGACAUUAUUAUUUUAAUGGCAAGUGUUGAACAUUGUCCUAGUUAUCUGAACUUGAACUAUGCAUAUGAUUUGU